This is a messenger RNA of Rhinichthys klamathensis goyatoka, 2081 nucleotides long. RefSeq names its product nuclear transcription factor Y, alpha (gene nfya). Gene Ontology annotation, cellular component: CCAAT-binding factor complex. The record is from RefSeq and is a predicted model, not a curated record. The transcript has 9 exons. Gene Ontology annotation, molecular function: RNA polymerase II cis-regulatory region sequence-specific DNA binding; DNA-binding transcription factor activity, RNA polymerase II-specific. The coding region runs from base 173 to 1234 and encodes 353 amino acids. NCBI's taxonomy places the organism in Eukaryota, Metazoa, Chordata, Actinopteri, Cypriniformes, Leuciscidae. Gene Ontology annotation, biological process: regulation of transcription by RNA polymerase II.
UUAAAGGAGAAAGAGUUUCGUUUGUGAGAAACAUGCAUGUUGCAACACAACAAAAGCGUCAGUGAUGAUACAAAGACCCGACGGGUGAAACUGAAGAAUAGCAGAUACAUUUAAUGACUUAAGUUCUAUUUUGAUCUCAUCUCUCAUAACCCGCAGAAGUCAGACGGCAAACAUGGAGCAGUACACCACCACCACGACAGCUAGUGGAGAGCAGAUAGUGGUGCAGACCAACAGUGGACAGAUCCAACAACAGGGCACAGUGACUGCGGUGCAGUUGCAGACUGAGCCUCAGGUAGGCCAGACUGCAACCCAGCAGGUUCUUCAGGUAGUCCAAGGGCAGCCUCUUAUGGUACAAGUCAGUGGGGGUCAGCUCAUCACUUCCUCUGGGCAGCCCAUAAUGGUACAGGCCAUGACAGGAGGACAAGGUCAAACCAUCAUGCAAGUACCAGUAUCUGGUACACAGGGGCUGCAGCAGAUUCAGUUGGUACAACCCAGUCAGAUCCAGCUUCCUGGUGGUCAGACUUUACAGCUACAGGGUCAGCAGGGACAGACACAACAAAUCAUCAUUCAACAGCCACAAACGGCAGUCACUGCAGGACAGAACCAGGUAUCCUACGAUAUAUUCCAGGGUCAGCAGCAGAUCACUGUACAAGGUCAACAGGUGGCUCAAACCGCUGAAGGACAGACCAUCGUUUACCAGCCUGUUAAUGCGGAUGGGACCAUCCUGCAGCAGGGAAUGUUCACCAUUCCAGCUUCAUCUUUAGCAGGAGCUCAGUUAGUCUCAGCUGGAUCCAACACAAACACCACUAACACCGGCCAGGGCACAGUGACGGUCACUCUUCCCAUGGCGGGAAACAUGGUCAAUGCUGGAGGAAUGGUCAUGAUGGUCCCAGGGGGUGGCGGGUCGGUUCCCACCAUGCAGCGCAUUCCUCUUCCUGGAGCAGAGAUGCUGGAGGAGGAACCUCUGUACGUCAACGCUAAACAGUAUCACCGGAUUCUCAAAAGGAGACAAGCCCGUGCCAAACUAGAGGCUGAGGGCAAAAUACCCAAAGAGAGAAGAAAAUACCUGCAUGAGUCCCGUCAUCGUCACGCCAUGGCCAGGAAGCGUGGAGACGGUGGACGCUUCUUUUCUCCAAAGGAAAAAGAAGAAAUGGCCAUGCAGGCUCUUAAGGUGAGCGAGGGGCUUGAGCUCAGCUCUCAUUGGCCAGCCACCUCUGCCCCGCCUCUGGGGUGACCUAUCCAAUCCCAGCCCGUGUCCCACACGAAAGACUGAACUCGCUGUAUACACCUAAUUUAACUUAGAUCAUCCAUACGCUGCGGCUCUGUGCCUGAGCUACCUCAUGCGUCUGUGACAUAUUCAUGUCCGAACUGUCUCUGUCUGUGAGUUUAUUGGCAUUUCCAACUAGGUAAACUGAACAUGCAUACUAAGAUCUUAGUAUAUAUGUUCUAGUAUAUAGUUUGAGCAAAUAUAAUGUACAGCUUAUUCCCAUGUUUGUAACUGCUGUGCUUCCUUGCAGCUUUUUAAUUCCUUUAAUAAUUGUUAAUUAUUUAGCUGCGCAUGUUAGUGUGCAGCCUAAAGAUAUUAUGUUUGAGCUCUGCUAAUUGGAAACGGCUUCUUUCAAAAAAGCAUCAGCUGUAAACAUGGAGGGAUUAGCACAUUUUACCCUGUCAAUGUUAAAGGUUUCUUGUCUUAAAUGUCUAACUGCUACUUUAAAGGGAAAUCUUCAGCCUUGACAUCUUUGUGUCUGCAUUUCUGCCGUUUGUCCUUCCAUGCUGUAAAAACUCACUGGAUGCUAAGAUGCAUUAAGCUGUGUUUAUUUGUCCUUUUUACCAUCUUACUGGUAUGAAUAGUCAUUCAAAAUGAUCUGUUUUCAUGUGUGAUGUAUGGCUUGGCUUGCACCUUUCAAUGCUCUUCUGUCUUUGCCCAAAGCUGUGGCUUUGUUAUUGCUUUUGCCAUUUUAUGUUUCUUACAGCGGGCUGUAUGUGGGCUCUUGUUUGCAUUUACAUUACUGUUAUGUUUGUUACUUGAUGAUAUAUAAGAUGCUCUUUUUAUGCAAAUAAACCAUUGUUCUUGAUUUCUA